This is a messenger RNA of Stylophora pistillata, 1863 nucleotides long. RefSeq lists its product as uncharacterized. Lineage: Eukaryota; Metazoa; Cnidaria; Anthozoa; Scleractinia; Pocilloporidae. The record is from RefSeq and is a predicted model, not a curated record.
GUUUCAUUUUUUUCCAUUUCCGCUUUGUUGUUAUUUUCUUCACCCUAGCACACAGUUGUUUUGGAGUGUAGGUGUCUAAAGAUACUUUUUCGAACGCCGACUAAAAAUUGAAAGUCCAAAUAUUGUAAUUGUGACGUGGUUCCUUUAAUGUUCAUCUUAAGUUUCGGUUGGAGCCGGAACCAAAGCUUCGUUUAUCGCUGUUCAUUUUCUUCGGUUUCUUAGCCCUUGUGAUCCAAGAUGACGCAGCAUUCUGUCAAGGCAUUUGUUCGAGAGAAUUUCGGCGAGGAUUACUUACCAGUCUAUCACGGCCAGACAAACAUUAUCUCGCCACUUGCGCUGAUUGUAAAACGGAAGCGGUCUUUGUGGAAGCGCCCCUUUGGCAAAGGGGAAAUGGUCAUCGUUGGUGGAUUGCAAAGGUACAUCACUGAUGAGAAAGAGAAAGACUUUCAUAGUUACUGCCGAUCCAAACUUAUGAAAGAAAACAGGAAUUUGGAAAAAACAGAAACGAAAGAGGUCGGCAGGAAUCUCGAUGUCUCAUUUGAGGGCUUGGACACUGGGGGACUGGAACUUAAGUUAACCGACAUUCUGGGGGACGUGGAGCUUGGAAAACUUACAGAGGAGUAUUACGUGGACGCAGAUCUGCGCGAAUUGUUAUCACUAGCUGUGUUAGAUACUGAUAAGAUGACGCCACUGGAGGGUCACAAUUUGUGUCUUGUAACUGCAGUGAUGUAUAGCGCAAAAUUUUUCCUUAAAGGCAACCGAAUGCAUCAGGCAAUAUUUUCAGGAGAUGUGCACACACCCUCCAAAUUUGCCUCAUUAUUGGGGAGUGAUUCCUUUUUAAAAGGAAGCGUUAAAAAGCAGUCUUUCCUUCCACCAAUGGUGCGAAGACAUUCUCGUGCGCCUUUCCUCUUCAAAUUUUGUCGUGUGGCUUAUAACAAGGAAGGGAAAAGGUUACAGAUUGAUGAUGGCGAGUUUGUCGGCAAACAAUUCCGUAGUCGGGGUGGAUACGAAGAUAAACCUGCUCCCGUCCAUUCAGUCAUAUCAGACGAAGACGCAGCGAUUCAUUUAGAAAUGGAAGAAAGUUUAACUCCAGGUGGGAUUUUCCUAACAAAGAAAGAUGAUGAAAAAGUAGAAGAAGUCAGAAAACUUCUGAUAACUGCAGAAAAUGGUACUCAGCUGAAAACACUGAUACUUACGUAUUUGAAUUGGUUUGAACAUAUCCUGACAAGUGACUCCAAGCAGUUACUACUCGACAAACCCCUGACAAAGGAUGAUUGUGACUUUCUCCAAAAACUUGGAAUUCGAGCCAGGCCAAAGCAGUUGUUUCUGAGACUAGCUUCAGUGCAGAGAGACGUGAUCCAUGAAUAUGGCUGCUUGUUCAAAUUUAUCAGUGAAGCAUCACAAGAAAACUGGGAAGAACUUCUUCAAAGAAUAGUGGAAUCAGGGGAAGGGGAGAAGAAAAGUGAAGAUAUUGCAGCAGCGGAACAGAAAUGAUUCGUAUUUCCUUUCAAACCUCUAGCUGAAAGAAGCAAAUAAACGCCUUAUUUGGACCGAUUGAAAAUUAACUUGGACUCACUGACCAGUGUCAUAGUUGCUAGAUACAGAAUAUCAUGUCCGUCUUGUGUGACUACCAUUUUCAGUGAUGUCGUAGAAAAUUGACUCUAAAAUGUUCCAAAAGAGUUCUUGGCCUGUGCAUGGUUACUUUAAAAUCGUGGAUCUGAACUUCCAAGGUACUAUACAAUGUAUCGUAUCCGCACGUGGAACAUGUUGAGAAAAAAGGAAAAAAAAAAAUAAACAAUGAGAAAAGGGAGGGUGAGUUCUCCUGUCAGAAUCGAUUCAGUCCCUCCCCUUUCAUUUUCACCC